This is a messenger RNA of Durusdinium trenchii, 951 nucleotides long. The record is from the annotation of a GenBank genome assembly. NCBI's taxonomy places the organism in Eukaryota, Dinophyceae, Suessiales, Symbiodiniaceae.
AUGUCACAGGACAACAUUUGUCACUGUCAGCUUCCCCAACUUCAGAGUUCGACCAAUGCCGCCACAGUCCUGAAGCACAAGAGGACCCUGGAGGACAACCUCAUCGGCCAAAAACUCGAUGUUGGGAACAUGGUGGUUCUCAGGUUCACCAAGCCAGAGUCGCAAAGGAAUGAUUCCAGAAAGCCAUCCCAAGCUUGCAUUGCAGCGCACAGUGCCAACUUCAAGGUAAGCAGCUUUUGCGAGUCGGACCCCAUCCGGUCAUCUACGAUUGGACCAGCUCCACUCAUCAAGACUUCCCAAAUGCUCGGCUAUGAUAUGGAGGAUGGCAGCAUGAGCGCUGGCUUGAGAACCGAGCAGAAAGGGUUGCCGAUCCAUGUGGAAAUUUUGAAGUCCUACGCAAAUGGCCUUGGCUUGCGCGAUGCUGACCACUAUCUGUGGGUUGACAUCAUCCCCAACAGGCACUGUGAGUUUGCUCGUGCUGCGGCGGAGUGCAUUUUGGACAAGACCCUCCCACAGCUUCGUUACAUAGGCUUUGUGAAGAAGGAGUUCUUAGCUAAAGUGCAGGAGGCAAUCUCGGCUACUGUGUAUCAACACUGGGAUGAUAGCACGGAGUCGGGACCAAAGACCCGCCCACAGGAAGCUGAGAGCAGUGAGCCACUUGGGUUCAAGGUUCUCAGCAUGUCCGCUAAUGGUGACAUCACGUGGCCAGACUCCGUGACAACACGAUUCCCUCCAGACACCUCUGAGUUCAAGGCUCUUGACGCCAAGCGCCAGAAGUUCUUGGAGCUAUGUCCUGCGCACGGCACACCAGCCCAAGCAAGUGUUUCAAGGUCAUCUGCGAGACCAGACUACAGCAUUGACAAUGGUGCGGAGCCUUUGGAUACAACCCGCUUGUUGGACUUGCCCGGCGUGCCAACUGCUGAGUUUACAGCCCAGAGGCAAGGUCGUUGA